AUGAUGCGAUAUCCUCCCACUUCGGCGGCUCGCAGUACGAGAGGCUCUGAAUAUGUGCCGUCAUCCAGCAAACCUCCCUAUAACGUCGUCCUCAUAGGUUUACACAAGAGUGAGGGGUCUUCAAAGGACGAAAAGUCGCUCGCAGUGGGACCUUCAAAGGAUGAAGAGCCGCUCACUGUACGAACUGAGGCUCCUCCAACUCCUGAUAUUGCCGCUAAUAGUGCUUUCACCCGUGGACUCCAACAGAAUGUGAGAAUGUUUCCUGCAGUGGCCAACGUCAGUUCAAAGGGUAUUCACCCUGUUCUGAGAUAUGAUAUUCCAGGAGGAAAUUUGUGUUACACAUUCAUGUACCAGAGGACCAACGCUCGUUGCGAUGUCUACCUCUGUGCUGGUUGCAGAAAACUUGGCACUAGGGUGCCAGUACCGGUGCUGAAUGGUGAAUUCUUCACUAAAGAUCCAGGUCGCCUGCCGCACGUAUGCUCACCGUGGAAGUCCGUAGAGGACGAAGUGAAGCGAUUAAUAUACAAGGCAUGCCAAGAGGCUUGCGUUACACCUGAAUGUGCCGACAAAAAGCCUCGGCAAUUGUAUCAGGAAAUCGAUGACUACGUGGAUAUCCACUACAGCGAAGAUCCAAGUAGACGCGAAGAAAUGCUUAACUUCUUCCACCGUAAUGGAUAUAAGGCGCGGCGCACCACACUCGCAAGGUAG
This is a messenger RNA of Haemonchus placei, 708 nucleotides long. NCBI's taxonomy places the organism in Eukaryota, Metazoa, Nematoda, Chromadorea, Rhabditida, Trichostrongylidae. The record is from the annotation of a GenBank genome assembly.